AUGACGCCUUCCCGAGACCGCGGUCCUUCUCGCGUUUCUCUCGCUGCGGGUCUCGUUGCGAGCGUGGCUUGCUGGGCGGGGCCGCCGGUGACGCGCCCGCGCGCCGCAAGGCAUUGUGGGGAACUUGGGCCGCGAGUGCGGUGGUUGGAGGCGAGUUCCCCCCGGCGAGCGGCGGGGCGGAGAAACGGCGGCGGAGGCGGCGGCGGCGGUGGCACCGAGGUGAUCCAGGUGACUAAUGUCUCCCCGAGCGCUAGCUCCGAGCAGAUGCGGACCCUCUUCGGUUUCCUAGGCAAGAUCGACGAACUGCGCCUCUUCCCGCCUGAUGAUUCGCCUUUGCCAGUCUCAUCCCGUGUCUGCUUUGUUAAGUUUCAUGAUCCGGACUCGGCAGUUGUGGCACAGCAUCUGACAAACACUGUAUUCGUUGACAGAGCUUUGAUAGUCGUACCAUAUGCAGAAGGAGUUAUUCCUGAUGAGACUAAGGCUUUGUCUCUGUUGGCACCAGCUAACGCAGUGGCAGGUCUUCUGCCUGGUGGUGGACUCCUUCCUACACCUAACCCACUUACCCAGAUUGGCGCCGUUCCAUUGGCUGCUUUGGGAGCUCCUACUCUUGAUCCUGCCCUUGCUGCACUUGGGCUUCCUGGAGCAAACUUGAACUCUCAGUCUCUUGCUGCGGAUCAGUUGCUGAAACUUAUGAGUACUGUUGAUCCCAAGUUGAAUCAUGUAGCUGCUGGUCUUGUUUCACCAAGUCUGAAAUCAGAUACCUCUAGUAAAGAGAUAGAGGAAGCCAUGAAAAGAGUACGAGAAGCACAGUCCCUCAUUUCUGCUGCUAUAGAACCAGGUGAAGUAGAUUUGUGCAGUGACAUUGUUCACAGACGUUUAUUUCUCACUGUUCUGGAGCCUAGGAAGUCCAAGAUCAGUGUGCCAGCAAAUUUACUGUGUGGUGAAGACCUGCCUCCUCAUUUGCGGUCAAGAAGCAGAUCAAGAAGGCGAUCACAUUCUAAGUCAAGGAGUAGGCGACGAUCUAAAAGUCCAAGACGGAGAAGAUCUCAUUCCAGAGAGAGAGGGAGAAGGUCAAGGAGCACAUCAAAAAACAGAGACAAAAAGAAAGAAGACAAAGAAAAGAAACGUUCCAAAACACCACCAAAAAGUUACAGCACAGCCAGACGUUCCAGAAGUGCAAGCAGAGAGAGGAGACGACGGCGAAGCAGAAGCGGCACAAGGUCUCCUAAGAAGCCCAGGUCUCCCAAGAGAAAGCUGUCUCGCUCACCAUCCCCUAGGAGACAUAAAAAGGAGAAGAAGAAAGAUAAAGACAAAGAAAGAAGCAGGGAUGAAAGAGAACGAUCCACAAGCAAGAAGAAGAAAAGCAAAGAUAAGGAAAAGGAACGGGAAAGAAAAUCAGAAAGUGAUAAAGAUGUGAAAGUUACACGGGAUUACGAUGAAGAGGAGCAGGGGUAUGACAGCGAGAAGGAGAAAAAAGAGGAAAAGAAACCAACAGAACCAGGUUCCCCUAAAACAAAAGAAUGUUCUGUGGAAAAGGGAGCGGGUGAUUCACUAAGAGAAUCCAAAGUGAAUGGGGAUGAUCAUCAUGAAGAAGAUAUGGAUAUGAGUGACUGAGUAUCAGCUCUGUGGGAAUCCAACUGUAUACAUGCAUCAGUGUCAUUCCUUUGUGUGAUUUCUUAAUGCUGUAUUUGUUCAUCUCAAACCUUAGAUGUACACAGCUCUGAGUUAUAAAUGGUUACAAAGCUCCUGGUGUUGAUACUAGUUUUUACAUCCAAAGCUUUUAGAAAAUGAUACGUGGGUGACCAGUUCUUGACAGGGUGAAAUCUGAUUGAGUAGCCAAGCAGUCUUCCUGUGCUGGUGCUGCUUCGUGACAAGGAUGAGAGGCUGCAUGCAUCUACAGCAGGCAUGGGUUGUUUAUGUUGUAUGAUCUCCUUUAUUAAGUAAGUUCACUUAUAGUCUAUUUCUAGAAUUUGAUUCAUUGCCGUAAUAGGGCCAUGUAGGGAAUGCACUGAUUGCAUGUUAAUUGUGGCAGGAAUAUCCUAAAUGUCAUUAAAGUCCUCCAACAUGAUGGAUCUAUUUAUGGUCUUGUUUGUUGACUUGACAAAUUAACAUUCUUAUAGUUACAUCUGGAAAUGAGCAUUUGAAAUAGAUAAUCCUUUAAGCCUUGUGGCUAAAUUUUUGUGGCUUUUGUUUAACUUUGAAAGGUUAUAUAUGCACUAACCUUUUUUGAUGGCUAUAAUUAGGCUUUAAUUACAGAAACAAGAUUUCAAAUGAAACUGUCUUUGGCAGUAAGUUAAAUAGCAUAUUUUGAAGCAGAGUUGUAUACUUUUUCAUAAGGUGUUUGGGAAUUUUUUUUUCCUGAAAUAAUUUAUUCCACAGCUACAUCAGUGAAAGCUAUCUGCCUAUCCUGAAGUCCAUCUGUAAAAGAAAGUUAUUUCUUGUCCUGAUUUUCAAUUUUCCACCCUUUUAUUAAUUUGUUUUAAUCUCAGUGUUGGAAAAAGGGGAUAGUGCAUUUUAAAUUGACCUUCAUAUGCUUUUAAAAUAAGACAAAUCUACUUGAUAAUGUACUUUUUAUUUGAUCUCAAGUUGUAUAAAGCCAAUAAAUUUUGUGUUACUGUUACUGCAGUAGUAAUCUUAUGCACACAGUGAUUCCAUGUUAAAUGCGAAGUAGUUAGGCAACUGUUUUCUUACAGGAGUUUCCAAGCUUCACUUUUGUGCAGUAAAAACAAAAGUAGGCUACAGUCUGUGCCAUGUUGAUGUACAGUUUCUGAAAUUGUUUUACAAGACUUUGAUAAUAAAACCCUUAAACUUAUGUUAUGUUCCUGUAAAACCGUAUUUGUAUUUAUUUACGCUGUUGAAUGUAUAUGACAUUUACCUCAUUCAUUUUACAAAUCAAGUUCUUUCCCCUUUGAACUCACAUUUUAAUAUAGUAAUAAGAUGAAAUCCAUCACUGUAGUGAUUAGUUGCCAUCAGAAUUGUCAAAAUUGGUUUAAGGUCUAUCUAAAACAGUCUUUUUCUAAGUGUAAUUUUAUUAUAUUUUGGGUGUAGGACUUGGGUUGAGUAAAGCAGUGAACUUUAGGAUGAACAAAUGAUCUCACCUGUAUCUAGUAAAUUUAUAUUUUUGGUGAAUAUGAACAUACUUUUCUGAAAUAGUAUAGAAACUCAAUGAUCUGUAUCUAUUGUACAGGACUAAAUAGUGUAUAUUUAUUCGUUUAUGAAAUGAGUAGUGUCUGGUGGCUGGGAUUAAGGGGAAAAUGAGACUUGGAAUUGUAGCUUUUAUCCAAGUUGGAGUAUAAAUUUUUUUUUUUUACUUUUAAAAUUGAAAUGCCAUAUAGACAAGCUGCAUUGUUUUUACAGUUUGUAGUAACUUUUUAAAGAUUUUAUGAAAAGGAAUUUUGUCUAUAGUGAGUAAGAAGUUGUAGUAAUGGUCCUAAUCACUGCAUUUUUAAACACAAGGUUGAAUGCAAAUGACAUUUCUUUAAAGUUACAAAAAAAUUUUAGAAAAAAAUUUAAAGGUUGAACCAUAUGACGUCACUUUUGUAAGUCAAAAACAAAAUAUUGGCAGUUUCACUUGGUUAAACCUAGUAUUAGUCAAUUCUAUUCCCUUACUUGUAAUCUCUGAAUAAAAGUAUGCUAACUUGGCAAAAGGGAUUAAGAAUUUUUUGGCUUUAAAACAGUGCCACUUACAAGAUACUACAGUGAAGGGAGUCCAUACUUAGUUUAUUUUCAAUGAAUAUUUAUGCACAAAGGUAGGGCUGCGGUAGGACACGAGCCUUUAACACAGAAAACCAGUCAAAAUCAAGUGAACACUGCCUCCACACUGAGUUUUGUUCUGUAUUUGUUAGUAUAAAUGAUUAAAAAAUAAAAGUGGUUUUGUUAGAAAAA
This is a messenger RNA of Vicugna pacos (alpaca), 3885 nucleotides long. The record is from RefSeq and is a predicted model, not a curated record. Lineage: Eukaryota; Metazoa; Chordata; Mammalia; Artiodactyla; Camelidae.